Messenger RNA from Dentiscutata heterogama, 276 nucleotides. NCBI's taxonomy places the organism in Eukaryota, Fungi, Glomeromycota, Glomeromycetes, Diversisporales, Gigasporaceae. The record is from the annotation of a GenBank genome assembly.
AUGCAAACGACAUUUUUUGGAAUGAAACGAAAUAAAGAACAUAUAAUAAAUUAUGAUGGAGUGCCGCUAAUAAUUCAAUGCCUAUAUGAUAAAAAUGAAGAGAUAAUGCUUUCUGCAAUUACAACUUUGAUGUUUCUUUUAACGGACAAUGAAGAAAAUGAAGAUAUUUUGUCAGAGUCUGUUAAAAAACGCCUGGAGCACUUGGCUCAAUUAGAAAAUAAGCGCUUAAAGAAUUUGGCAACAAUAUUUUUACAAGACUACUUUUCAAAAGCUUAA